AUGGGUAAGGAUGAGGGAACACGGAAGAAGAAAGAAUCAAUCGUUGACCUUGCUCGAUUCAUUGAUAAGAAAAUCCGUGUCAAAUUCCAAGGAGGCAGAGAAGCAGCGGGAAUUCUCAAGGGCUACGACGCGUUGUUGAAUCUUGUUCUGGAUAACUGCGUUGAAUAUCUUCGUGAUCCUGAGAACCCAGGAACAAUUGGUGAUGACACGAGGUUAAUGUUGUCAUACAAUUCUGCUGCUUUAAUUAGGCUAAAGAAGUAA
Messenger RNA from Angiostrongylus costaricensis, 261 nucleotides. Lineage: Eukaryota; Metazoa; Nematoda; Chromadorea; Rhabditida; Metastrongylidae. The record is from the annotation of a GenBank genome assembly.